ACUAGAGGAGAUAUGUUGGGUGCAUUGCAGCGUGCCACAUUAAUCUGCAAAUGCAGGACGUUUUGUUGUUUAUAGCGUUUCAUAAAAUGUUUUAGUGUGGUUGGCGGUUUAGGUCUAGGAUCCUGGUUACAUUUAAUAUAAUCAGAUAAAGUAAUGUUUAGGCAUUUUGUUCAAUGGUUAUCAUUUCACUUAGUUCCCAAUAAUAUGUGUUUGUGGCGAUUAAGCAGUCUUAUUUAGGCUGCAUUUCAAAUGUCGUCAAUGAACCCACAAAAAAUGAAUAUUGCGAGUGUCCCAAUGUAACUUCAUUAAAUAGACUAGUUUAAGAUGCAAAUCCUAACGCAGCCUUUUUUGUGCUGUUAUGAAUGAAUCAAAACGUGUAGAGGUAUGCUGUCCUGCAUUUUUUUUUUUGUAUAUAUAAUUUUUAUCUAAAUCCUAUUUGAAUUCGGAUCGACUCGUGAAAUCGUAUUCAAAACAAUUACUUUUUACUCCAUUAACAUUCAUUUGGCAACACCAGGAAUUUGUGUCCUUUAACAAUUUAUUUUCUAAAAUUGAUCCGCAAUCUAUUUUUUGUUCUAAAUUCAGUCAAGACUAAAAGGACCUGUUAACGGAUUAAUAAUCUGCUGCCAAUUCAAUAUUAUGUGCAUAAUCCCAGGACGUAUGUUUAUGUUCUUAAGUCGCAUAGUUUCCAAAAGUAUUGUGUGCUCUAUGCUAAAUAGGAUACUAAAUAUAUCAAACAUUUGUGUUGCUGCAUUGCGUUGUAUCAAUAAAGCCUAGUACAUUCUUCUCAUUCUAAAAAUCGUAUUUUGCAUUUGUUGUAUCAAAAUAUUAUUAUAUAUAUUUUAGUUUAGUACUUUUUUUUUAUGCUUUUGAAAAAUGAUUCCAACAAAAAAACGUAAUUUUGUUUAACAAAGACAAAAAGCAGCCCGUGAAAACCCUUUCAGUCCUGGGAUUCUCCUCUACAGUGUUGUCAUUACUAUCCUCCAAAAAUAAAAGGUUAUUAUUGUGGUAUUGACAAAAAGCUGUUUGCCAUUUGAUAAUAUAGUGCUCUAACAUGUAUAUUGUCGUCAACCUUUAGCUAGCAUACCUCUUGGAGCUCCCAGAGAGCCACGUAUCUUCAACCAUUUGAUAUGACUGAGUUUCAUCAGUAUUUCAAAUCAAGCUUACAGGGAUCUUACUUGACUGAUGCAAAGUCAUGCUGGAUGUUUUUGUUAUAAAAGAAAAAAAUCGCAGAGGGGAGGAUUCUAAAAGCCAAAAGAUCGCCACAAGAAGGUAAAACCUAACCCCAACACUCAUCUGUUAGAUUUAUGUUUUGUUUUCUGUUUUAAAAUUCAAGUCAUGCAAGUCACCCAAAACUGUUACCCUAAAAAAAAAAAAACGCUUAAUUAAAAGCUGCUAUUAGUAAUGUAUUCCGAGCAAAAUUAGCUGUACAAAACAACCAGAAAUGGUUGUAAUGCAAGUCUUGCUCAAAUAACAAUGGUCCAUUCAUUUCACUGCAAAAAAAAUAACUUGAUUUUAUUUUUUAUAGUGAAGAAUACACUCAAAUCGUGUGAACUCCUAUUGGUCAAAAAAUAUCUUUCAGCUCAAGUUGCAUGAUCCUGUUAUAGAAUGUCACUGUUGCAUGCGUCUGGUCCAGUGUUGCGCUUGCAUGGCCUAGGCUCAUUUGGUCUUUCUCUUUCUAGGUGGUCGAUACGUACGGUGGAUGUUGGAAUACUGUGUGCUAUACCUCAGUGAAGGAAUCGUGGUCUUGAAAGGGCACAGGAAGUGCAAAUGCAACUGUAUUUCCGACACUCAGGUUUCACAGACUCAACUAUUUUCAGUUGCUAAUUUGCCAAUGACUUUUUAACUUGAAACAUUUUUAUGAAGUUUUUUCCAUAUUACAAUUGAGUACAUAAUUUUACUACUUUUUACAUUUUUGAUACAAAAAAAGGUUUAAAUGUUUGUCUAAAGUUGGCUGCUCAUUACAACUUGACAUAAACUUUGUCUUUCUGAAUUUUCUGUCUUGUUUCUAAUUCUUACAAAACAUGCUGAAACAUUGUAUUUUCGUAUGAGUCUGAAAGGAGUUACUGCAAAGACAAGAGUGCCUCUAGAAAUGUAUUGAAGCCAAUUGUUCGGAAUGAAACUAAAGUGUGCACAUUUAUCUGCCCCGGUUACGGCAUAAUAUACCAAUAUUUACCUCUUGGACUAUACAAAGAGAUAACUCAUCAGUGGAUUUAUUUAAUCUGGUUUUAAAAGUUAAAAUUGUUACAUGUAUAUUUCGAAGGCAUUGAGGUCAUUUAAUUCUAAUGUUAACAGCUAACAUUACCAUUUAGUAUAAACUAAAUGGCAAUACAUGCAAAACCGGCAUGUUCUUUUUAAACACUAGUCUAUAAAUAAACCUAGUCAUACUUCUAAUUUGGACCGCCGCCACGUGCCGUAGUGUCUCGUAAACGCUCAACGGGGGGAAAUAAAUACAGUUGUGGAACGGAGGCGUGGACAACGCCAGUGUCUGCACAUCUGUCUGCUUUCACACGGAUUCCUUGACUGUUGAGGUAUUCCAGGGAUCACUAUAUCACUCAAGUUUGCGUUAAGGCUUAACACGAAGUUGCGUGAAGGGCUGAACCCUUGCCGUUUCUUCUCGUGUUAUUGUCUCUUUAAAACACUCCUCCCACGUGACCAAACGUAUCCGCGCCCCCUCUCCAACACUGGUAGCUAUUUCACAUCAACAAUGAGUAUCCACGUUAAUUAUAAUGACAUUCUCGCAGUUAUUUCCACGUGGAACCGUAGAAAUACUUGUUUUUAAUCCCGAACGCCUCACCGUAUCGGAGCUCCUAACAUAGACCACUACUUGCCACUGGGUAUCAGCGCCUUCAAGUGAAGAAAACAACCAACCACAACAAUAAAGAUUGAAGCGAGGAUUGUCUGCUAUGGCUGGUGGAAGGAGAGGAGCAAACCGCACCGCUUACUGUAGGUCACCACUGAACAGUGAGCCAGGCUCCGUGAGCAAUGGCAAUCAUUCCACGAGUUCUCCUGUAACGGGGGUGCGUUCACGAACAAGGAACGGCUCUGGAGCGGGCAUGUCCAGCCCCCCCCUGGCGACCCAGACCGUGGUGCCGCUGAAGCACUGCAAGAUCCCCGAGCUGUCGCUGGACCGCAAUGUGCUCUUCGAGCUCCACCUGUUCUUCUGCCACCUGGUCGCCCUGUUCGUCCACUACGUCAACAUCUACAAGACGGUGUGGUGGUACCCUCCCUCACACCCCCCCUCCCACACCUCGCUGAACUUUCACCUUAUUGACUAUAAUAUGCUGGUGUUCACAAUCAUAAUACUGGCUCGGAGGUUAAUUGCAGCGAUUGUGAAAGAGGCGUCACAGAGUGGGAAGCUCUCCUUCCCUCACUCCAUUUUCUUGGUGAUGGCACGCUUCGCCGUGCUCACUCUGACGGGCUGGAGCCUGUGUCGGUCCCUCAUAUACCUCUUCAGGACCUACUCGGUCCUCAGCCUGCUCUUUCUCUGCUACCCUUUUGGGAUGUACAUUCCUUUUUUCCGGCUGACCUGUGACUUCCGGCGCGGGGGACCUCUCUCGCCCAUAGCCAGCAUCGGCUCCAAGGAGGUGGGCAGCGUGGGCAAGGGCAGGGACUACCUUACGGUGCUCAAGGAGACCUGGAAGCAGCACACCAGCCAGCUGUACGGCGUCCAGGCCAUGCCCACCCACGCCUGCUGCCUCUCGCCGGACCUCAUCCGCAAGGAGGUGGAGUACCUGAAGAUGGACUUUAACUGGCGCAUGAAGGAGGUGCUGGUCAGCUCCAUGCUCAGUGCCUACUACGUGGCCUUCGUGCCCGUCUGGUUUGUCAAGAGUACCCAGUACGUAGACAAGCGCUGGUCCUGUGAGCUCUUCAUCCUGGUGUCCGUCAGCACGUCCGUCAUCCUCAUGAGACACCUGCUGCCGCCGCGCUACUGUGACCUGCUCCACAAAGCCGCCGCCCACCUGGGCUGCUGGCAGAAAGUAGACCCCUCGCUCUGCUCCAACGUCCUGCAGCACAUAUGGACGGUGGAGUACAUGUGGCCCCAGGGCGUGUUGGUGAAACACAAUAAGAACGUCUACAAGGCCAUGGGUCACUACAACGUGGCGGUGCCCUCCGACGUGUCCCACUACCGCUUCUACUUCUUCUUCAACAAGCCACUGAGGAUACUGAACAUGCUCAUCAUACUGGAGGGUGCCAUGAUAUUCUACCAACUGUACUCGUUAAUAUGCUCAGAAAAGUGGCAUCAGACGAUAUCGCUGGCCCUGAUUCUCUUCAGCAACUACUACGCCUUCUUCAAACUGCUCAGAGACAGAAUAGUGCUCGGCAAAGCGUACUCGUACUCAAACAGUUCUUCUGACCAGAAGGUCAGUUAGAAGCAGUUAAAUUAUUGUGUUGCACAUUUUACCAUUGGUGUAAGAGAAACAUACAUGAGAGCUUUGUAUCUUUUCUACAACUGCAUUUUGUGUCACUGUUCGGGUUAUGUUCUGAUCUGCCAUAAUAAAAAGAAAAUAUUUUUGUAUU
Molecule: messenger RNA, 4518 nt
Organism: Gadus chalcogrammus (walleye pollock)
Lineage: Eukaryota; Metazoa; Chordata; Actinopteri; Gadiformes; Gadidae
Gene: tmem39b
Product: transmembrane protein 39B
Exons: 10
Coding region: 2904-4370 (488 amino acids)
Cellular component (GO): membrane
Source: RefSeq, a predicted model, not a curated record